Molecule: messenger RNA, 3726 nt
Organism: Diorhabda sublineata
Lineage: Eukaryota; Metazoa; Arthropoda; Insecta; Coleoptera; Chrysomelidae
Gene: RpII140
Product: DNA-directed RNA polymerase II subunit RPB2
Exons: 11
Coding region: 129-3656 (1175 amino acids)
Biological process (GO): DNA-templated transcription
Cellular component (GO): RNA polymerase II, core complex
Molecular function (GO): DNA-directed RNA polymerase activity; DNA binding; ribonucleoside binding
Source: RefSeq, a predicted model, not a curated record
UAUAUGUUGUAGUGUCGUUUAUAAGUAGUUCGUCUGUGGUCUAUAAGUAUUUCGUUGUAGUUCCAUUUUAUAAAUAAAUAAAAGCUUGUUUUGAUUUUUUUCUAUUAUAAGUAAUAUAAAAUAUCAAAAUGUAUGAACAAGAAGAUGAUCAAUUUGAUGAUGAGGAUACUGAAGAAAUCAGUGCUGAAUUAUGGCAAGAAGCCUGUUGGAUUGUUAUCAAUGCUUAUUUUGAUGAGAAAGGUCUAGUACGUCAACAGUUGGAUAGUUUCGAUGAAUUCAUUCAAAUGUCUGUGCAAAGAAUCGUAGAAGAUUCCCCACAAAUUGAUUUACAAGCCGAAGCUCAACAUACAACCGGGGAAAUUGAAAAUCCUCCAAGAUAUCUAUUAAAAUUUGAACAGAUCUAUUUAUCAAAACCUACUCAUUGGGAAAAAGAUGGUGCACCAUCUCCUAUGAUGCCUAAUGAAGCUCGGUUAAGGAAUUUAACAUAUUCUGCUCCUUUAUAUGUGGAUAUUACAAAGACUAUCGUUAAAGAAGGAGAGGAUCCCAUUGAAACCCAACACCAAAAAACAUUUAUAGGUAAAAUUCCUAUAAUGUUGCGAUCGACAUAUUGUUUAUUAAGUGGUUUGACGGAUCGUGAUUUAACAGAAUUGAACGAAUGUCCUUUGGAUCCUGGGGGAUAUUUCAUAAUAAACGGUUCAGAAAAAGUACUAAUUGCUCAAGAAAAAAUGGCAACUAAUACAGUUUAUGUAUUUUCAAUGAAAGAUGGAAAAUAUGCUUACAAAUCUGAGAUAAGGUCUUGUUUAGAACACAGCUCGAGACCGACGUCUACAUUGUGGGUUAAUAUGAUGGCUCGAGGAGGACAAGCCAUAAAAAAAGCUGCAAUCGGUCAACGUAUUAUUGCUAUUCUACCAUAUAUAAAACAGGAAAUACCAAUUAUGAUAGUAUUCAGAGCUUUAGGUUUCGUGGCUGACAGAGAUAUAUUAGAACAUAUAAUUUACGAUUUUGACGAUCCAGAAUUGAUGGAAAUGGUUAAACCGUCAUUGGAUGAAGCUUUUGUUAUUCAAGAACAAAAUAUUGCUUUGAAUUUUAUUGGAGCGAGAGGCGCACGACCUGGUGUCACAAAAGAGAAACGUAUCAAAUAUGCCAGGGAAAUUUUGCAAAAAGAAAUGUUGCCUCACGUAGGGGUAUCAGAUUUUUGUGAAACCAAGAAAGCCUAUUUUUUGGGAUACAUGGUCCAUCGGUUACUUCUAGCUGCUCUAGGUCGUCGAGAAUUGGACGAUAGGGAUCAUUAUGGAAACAAAAGAUUGGAUUUGGCAGGACCUUUAUUAGCUUUUCUUUUCAGAGGUUUAUUCAAGAAUCUGAUGAAGGAAGUGAGAAUGUAUGCCCAAAAAUUCAUAGAUAGAGGCAAGGAUUUCAAUUUAGAUUUGGCUAUAAAAACGAAACUGAUUACUGACGGUUUGAGAUAUUCUUUAGCUACUGGAAAUUGGGGUGAUCAGAAAAAAGCUCAUCAAGCUAGAGCUGGAGUGUCUCAAGUAUUGAACCGAUUGACAUUUGCUUCGACUUUAUCGCAUCUGAGACGUGUAAACUCGCCUAUAGGUCGAGAUGGUAAAUUAGCUAAACCACGUCAGUUACAUAAUACUCUGUGGGGAAUGAUAUGUCCUGCUGAAACUCCUGAAGGGGCGGCUGUAGGUCUUGUGAAAAAUUUGGCCUUGAUGGCGUACAUUUCUGUUGGAUCUCAACCCUCUCCUAUAUUAGAGUUCUUGGAAGAAUGGUCUAUGGAAAACUUGGAGGAAAUAGCGCCCUCCGCAAUUGCCAACGCUACUAAAAUAUUCGUCAAUGGCUGUUGGGUCGGUAUUCAUCGAGAUCCCGAACAAUUAAUGGCGACCCUAAGAAAACUCCGAAGACAGAUGGACAUUAUAGUAUCCGAAGUAUCUAUGAUACGAGAUAUUCGAGAUCGAGAGAUAAGAAUUUAUACAGAUGCCGGAAGAAUCUGCAGACCUUUAUUGAUCGUUGAAAACGGUCAAUUAUUACUUAAAAAAAGGCAUAUCGAUAUGUUGAAAGAAAGAGAAUACAAUAACUACGGUUGGCAAGUACUAGUAGCGUCCGGUGUCGUCGAAUAUAUCGAUACGUUAGAAGAAGAAACUGUAAUGAUUGCAAUGAAUCCAGAAGAUUUGCGACAAGAUAAAGAAUACGCUUACUGUACAACUUACACCCAUUGCGAAAUCCAUCCGGCCAUGAUAUUGGGUGUAUGCGCAUCGAUUAUUCCGUUUCCGGAUCACAAUCAAAGUCCCAGGAAUACUUAUCAAAGUGCUAUGGGUAAACAAGCUAUGGGGGUUUACAUAACGAACUUUCACGUUAGAAUGGAUACGCUGGCUCAUGUUUUGUAUUAUCCCCACAAACCUUUGGUGACCACUAGAUCGAUGGAGUACCUUAGAUUUCGAGAAUUACCCGCAGGAAUUAAUAGUAUAGUAGCGAUUGCUUGUUAUACCGGGUAUAAUCAAGAAGAUUCCGUUAUUUUGAAUGCUUCUGCUGUGGAAAGAGGAUUUUUUAGAUCGGUGUUUUAUCGUUCGUACAAAGAUGCAGAAUCGAAACGAAUUGGUGAUCAAGAAGAACAGUUCGAAAAACCUACCAGACAAACUUGUCAAGGUAUGAGAAACGCUCUGUAUGAUAAAUUAGAUGAUGAUGGUAUAAUAUCACCGGGUAUUCGUGUUUCCGGUGAUGACGUUGUGAUUGGAAAAACGAUGACGUUACCAGAAAAUGACGACGAGUUGGACGGUACAACGAAACGUUACACAAAACGAGACGCCUCAACUUUUCUCCGUAACAGCGAAACUGGCGUUGUCGAUCAAGUGAUGUUAACGUUAAAUUCGGAAGGUUACAAAUUUUGUAAAAUUCGAGUACGAUCCGUAAGGAUACCACAAAUCGGAGACAAAUUCGCAUCAAGACAUGGACAAAAAGGAACCUGCGGUAUCCAAUAUCGACAAGAGGACAUGAUAUUCAGUUGCGAAGGCAUCACCCCGGAUAUUAUAAUCAAUCCUCACGCUAUCCCGUCUCGUAUGACAAUCGGUCACUUGAUCGAGUGCAUUCAAGGAAAAGUAUCGUCGAAUAAGGGAGAAAUAGGUGAUGCGACGCCUUUUAAUGACGCCGUCAACGUACAAAAAAUCUCGACGCUUCUUCAAGAAUACGGUUAUCAAUUAAGAGGUAACGAAGUGAUGUACAACGGACACACCGGACGAAAAAUCAACGCUCAAAUUUUCUUGGGACCGACUUAUUAUCAAAGAUUGAAACACAUGGUGGACGAUAAAAUACAUUCUAGAGCUAGAGGUCCUUUACAGAUCCUUGUAAGACAACCCAUGGAAGGUCGUGCCAGAGACGGUGGUUUACGUUUCGGUGAAAUGGAACGUGAUUGUCAAAUAUCGCACGGAGCCGCGCAAUUUUUGAGGGAGAGAUUAUUCGAAGUAUCCGACCCGUAUAGAAUACACAUUUGUAAUUUUUGCGGAUUGAUAGCCAUCGCAAAUUUGAGGAAUAACACUUUCGAAUGUAAAGGUUGUAAAAAUAAAACGCAAAUAUCUCAAGUUAGAUUACCGUAUGCGGCUAAAUUGCUGUUUCAAGAAUUGAUGGCUAUGAAUAUAGCUCCGCGUCUUAUGGUAUUGUAACUUGAGUUUAUGACUAAGAAUGUAUUAUUUUAUUUUUUAUUUCCAAUAAAUACAAAUUGAAAUUAAAUCG